CAGGCGCGUCGGGGGUAUAAAGGCUCCUCCCGCACCUCCUUUACAGUGAAUCGUAGACUGGCAGCCAUGAGAGAACAGAUGGUGAAAGUGGCCCUGCUUGUGCUGUUGGCUGCCGUGUCCGCCGACGACACGGCUGAGGCACUAAGAGGAACUUCCCUCAGCGACCGACAAGGAUACGGUGACAGCUUAGGCUCGUCCAGUAGCCUGGGUGGAUAUUCCAGUUCCAGCAGUCUGGGGCUCUCCAGCGGAUAUUCUGGAGAUUUAGGCACUGUUUCGACUGGUGGAGGCUAUGGAAGUACUGUUGGAGGCGCCUACAGUACCGGAGCUGGAGGGCUUGGCGGUUAUGAUGCAACUGGAGGCGUUGGUCUAGGUAGUAGCAUCGGCCGCUAUAGUGGAGUGGGUGGAGGCUAUGGUGGUGGUGGAUAUGGAGCAGUUGGAGGAGGAUAUGGUGCAUAUGCACCCCCACCAGUCAUACCGCAAAGCGUUGGCUACGUCGUUACUCAUCACACCAGUGACUACGAUGGCGGCAAGGGCAAGGGAGGCGGUGGUAAGGGCAAAGGAGGUUUCUUCGGAGGAGGUAAAGGAAAAGGCAAAGGAGGAGACUACUAUGACUACGACUACAACUACGACGAUACCUUCGUCGUGAAGCAACCAGUCUUGGUCAAUAAACCUGUUGUGGUCCAGAAACCCGCGGUUGCGUACAAAACCGUGGUCGUUAAAGCCCCUCAGCCGCAGUACACUCAGCCCAUCCUCGUGCACAAGCCUGUCAUCUACAAGACCAAAGAAUGGAGGCUCGUUGACGUUCCCAAGGUGCACUACACUCCUGCUUACAUCACCCCCACACAUGAUGACUACUAUUACGACGAUGAUAAGAAGGGAAGCAAGGGUAAGGGCAGCAGCUGGUGGGGAGGUGGCAAGGGCAAAGGUGGUGGAUGGUGGUAAUCACUAGUCUCCUUUAUUGGCUUAUUCAAUGAGCACCAUGGAGUGGACUUUACUAACGUUGACUAGAUUCCAUCUGUUACCAUUGCUAAACCUUCAUAAUCAUCCCCUCAUCAUCGUAAUUUAAGCUUAUUUUAGAGGCAGCCAGUGCAUUAUGGCUCAGGACAGGUUCUGCGUACCCGAGUGAAUUAAUAUCAUCGUCAUUUCAUCAUAACAACUUGCUUUUUCAUCCAAAGUUGACCGUUAUUGUUGAGCAUGUUAUGCAUUAAAAUGUAAUACAAAAUA
Molecule: messenger RNA, 1224 nt
Organism: Hyalella azteca
Lineage: Eukaryota; Metazoa; Arthropoda; Malacostraca; Amphipoda; Hyalellidae
Product: glycine-rich protein 5
Exons: 2
Coding region: 67-942 (291 amino acids)
Source: RefSeq, a predicted model, not a curated record